Humulus lupulus (European hop) is the source of this 3227-nucleotide messenger RNA. RefSeq names its product PWWP domain-containing protein 5-like. NCBI's taxonomy places the organism in Eukaryota, Viridiplantae, Streptophyta, Magnoliopsida, Rosales, Cannabaceae. The record is from RefSeq and is a predicted model, not a curated record. The transcript has 2 exons. Bases 161 to 2980 code for a protein of 939 amino acids.
CUUCUUCGUCCUAACUUUUCUUCUUGUUCUUCUUCUUCUUCUGUAAUAAGCUAAAACCCUCAACAACAAAAAAAACUGUUUGAUUUUCACUAUUUUUUAGUUCAAAAAUUUGAAGCUCUCUUCUCAAAACGAAGUACCUUUAAAGCAGGGUUCUUACUUAAUGACUGAAAAAUCUGAGGCUGAGGGUAUUGACCUCAAUUCCGGCGUCGUUUCAAGUGAGCUUGUAAAUGGGGUUAAUGUAGCUAAUAACCAAUCAGGAGCUGUAAUGGAGGUCAGCUUGAAUGGAAAAACAAACGAGGUCAAGGAUGGCGGUGUAUGCAAGGAGAGCUUAGAGAGUGAGGUGAAUGGUGCUGAGAGCGAGAAAAUGGUAGAUUUUUCUUCCAAAGAAGAAGGUACAGAUUGUGAUGGAAAAGUUGGAGUUUUAUUGGAUUGUACGGAAGCUGGAGAAGCCAUUGCUGCAGGUGAAGUUCUUUCGAAGAGUGUGGACAUGGGAUUAGAUGAAGAAAGUCAUGAAGGUGAGGAUUUGAUGGGAAAUGAUAAAGGAAAAGGAGGUGCUUUUAAAGCUGAAAAAGAAAAAGGAAAGGAGAAAGCUAUUGAUGAGAUGGAGAGGAAUGAAGAUGUGGAGAAAGGUUUAGUUGAUGAAACUUCGGAUAAAGGGGCUUCUGUUGUGGACAAUCCAAGUUCAAAUGUCGAAAAUUCGAGCCUUUCUGAAACUCUUGAGGCUGCAGAUUCUGUUUCUGAUGUUGUUAAGCCUCAAUCUCCUGGAACUACUGAAUCUGCAGAGGGUUUAAUACACCAUGCUGUGGUUGCGGUGUUAGAGAAGAAAGCUGAGUUUUUUCCCCCAAAAGACAGCGAGACUGAGCUAUCUGAAGGGAUACAAAAGGAGGAGCUGAAUUUGAAAGUUCAUUUAGAGGCACAAAGCAAGGAAGACAUGACAAAAGCCUGUUUUUCAGAAACACAGGCUUCCAAGAGUAGUGAGAACGAAUCUAAAUCUUUCAAUAUCAUCAUCGAUUUAAGCCCACGAAUGUAUUCUAGAGGGAAUGUUGAAUCAGCUACCUUGAAACCAGAAUUCGCUAUUGGUGAUUUGGUAUGGGGAAAAGUGAGGAGUCAUCCAUGGUGGCCUGGUCAGAUUUGUGACCCUUCAGCCGCAUCACGAAAGGCAAAGAAGUAUUUCAAAAGAGACGGCUUUUUGAUAGCCUAUUAUGGAGAUCAUACAUUUGCUUGGAAUGAUGUGUCACGGAUGAAGCCGUUUCUUACACAUUUUUCUCAAAUGGAGAAGCAGAGCAAUACUGAAGAUUUCCAUUAUGCACUUGAUUGUGUAUUGGAGGAGGUUUCAAGACGGGUUGAGUUUGGGCUGGCGUGUUCUUGCAUACCUAAAGAAGUAUAUGCCAAGCUUAAAACUCAGAUAAUUAUCAAUGCUGGUAUACAGGAUGAUAAAUGUAGGAUAGAUGGUGGAGAUAGGUCUUUAACUGUAGCUUCAUUUGAACCUAGUAAGCUUGUUGAGUAUGUUAAAGAAUUAGCUCAAGUCCCAUAUGGUGGAACUGAGAAGCUAGAACUCGCUAUUGCACAGUCACAGUUAUUGGCCUUCAAUCGUUUGAAGGGUUAUUCCCAGCUGCCGGAAUUCAUCAUGCUUGGUGGUCUCUUGGAGAAUGAUGCUGACAUUUUUCCAUCUGAAGAGAAGCAGCAUUGCAGUGAAGUGAUUGGGGCAGUUCAUUUGCCACAAAAGGAUAGUGAUGUUGAUGCAUCAAUCUCUGAGAAAGGAAAAUCGAAAAGUCAAGGCAAAUCAUCCAUUAAAAGAAAGCUAGCGUCUGAGGAUAGUGCAUUUCCAAGUAAAAAAGAGAAAAUACUGAAGAAUUUUGUUGAUCAGAAGCAUGCGACUACUCAUGCGAGCGAAAAUGGUUCAGAAAGCAAGCUUAGUAGUAAGAAACAUAAAGAGGGCAAAGUGAUGUCUAAAGAUUUGCCUAUGAAAGAAAAGAAAACCAUGGCAAGUAUGGCUGAUAACAACUCUCCACAGCUCCGCAAGCCAACUUUCAGGGUAGGAGAGAGCAUCCGCAGGGUUGCUAGCCAACUAAACGGGUCCAGUCCAAUUCUUAAGAAUGGAGAUGGAAUGUUUAAAACUAAAGUGAACAUUAUGCCUGAAGAAUCAAAAACCGGAAGGCUAGAAACUGAGGAGUCUCCUGAUGAAAAGCUGUCCCAGCUCUUUUUGGCUGCCAAGGAUCCCAAGAGAGUAAACAACUCUUCCAUGAUCAGCUUCUUCUCAGAGUUUAGGAGUACUGUUUCCUUAGGCUUGCCCAGUUCAGAAAUUGAGGAGUCUCUGGAGCAUUUGUUUGGAAGUAAGACUGUGAAAAAAUUAACCAAGCGUGGAAGAAAAUCUAACAUGCCCGGGUUUACUGAACUACCUUCACCAGAGUUGAUGAAGGAGUCCUACUGGUCUGAUAGAAUAGUUCGAAGCAUUCCUGAGCCUGAAGAUCGAAAUGAAACUGAGGACUAUCUACUUGCGAAAUGCAGAAAGGAAAAGAUUGGCAACUCUGCCAUAGAACAGCAAAAUCCCCUUGAACAGCAAACUGCUGGUGAGAAUCUCAAAAUGGAAGUGGAGAAGAAUGAUAGUUUCCCCGAAGACAACUAUCCAACGGCUUUGAUUUUGAACUUUACAAACUUGGAUUCGGUCCCCUCAGAAACUAACUUGAACAAGAUAUUUAGCCGUUAUGAAUCUUUGAAUGAAUCAGAGACUGAAAUCUUCAAAAAGAGCAGCCGUGCCAAGGUAGUUUUCGGUAAACGUUCUGAUGCUGAAACAGCUUUCAGUAGUGCAGGAAAAUACAGUACAUUUGGACCCUCACUUGUGAGUUACCGACUCAAGUAUUUAAAAUCUACACUAAGUAAAGCUUCUUCAAGUCCAAAGAAGAGGAGCAAAAAAGUGACUGAAUCUGCCGAAGAUGGUGCAAAUUUGAUCCACCAAACUCAGAAAGCUGAUGAAGAUUGAAUAAUAACAAGUCGUACUACUUGUGAUUAUGGUUUUUAGUUACUCGGGUAAUUUUGUGUGUGGAUGGCUUAAGAUAAAGAACUAGGUGAUAUGCAGUUGGGUUACCUAUGUUGAAUGAAAAAUACUAGGACAGAGGGUAAAACCAAGAUGUGUAUACCAAGUUCAUUUUUUGUUUAAUUGAUUGUAGCUUAGCCACGUUGCAAACAUUUACUGCUUUAUAUUACAAGUGAUAUUUCCAUUAAUUUCA